UAUUACACUCCUGCAGCCGCCGGCAGAUGGCGCUCCCCCUCACGUCAGCUGCAGUCAGACCUAAGUGAAGUCGAACGCACCCAAUGGCUCCUCCCCAUUCCCAAUUAUCAAAAAACCCACUAAUUGAAUGGGUCGCGUAAUUAUCGCUAUGAAUUCUGGGAGUCUGUGCAACUUCAAGACCGCAGCUCUCGUGUUACUUAUAACAAGGAAGGAAUAUUAUUCUAUAUUUUUAAUGGCGACCGAAUGAUUAAUUGAUGUAAUGUAGUGUUUCAUUCUAUAUCCUGUUUUGAUAAGAUAUCGACAUUUCGUAAACAUUCGAUAUACAGUUAAACCAUAAUUGGUCCGUCUUGUUUCUUUGUCACCCAGAAACUUCACAACUGUGUUGUGAGCGGAUUUUCAGCGCUUAUAUGUUUUUAAACUUGUCUUAAAAAUUUGUGGUACUUCUACGUUUCUGCGCUUUUGUAAAUGUAGAUCGUAUGUUUCGUCAUUUGAUUAAAGCGUUUGAAGACUUUGCAGCGCGCUGACACCAAUCGGCCACCGUAGCUUAGCAACCGAAUCAUAACAAUUCUUUUCCGUUUAGAGUUUUCAUUUGAACAUUUAAAGCAGCUCAGACUUGCAGUUUAUCAGCAAGAGAGAAGACACGAAAGAUGUCCAUCGUGAAAACCACCGUGAAUCUCCAGAGGAUUGACUGGCUGCUGCCGAAAGGUGCAGUCAGUGUGCGGAUCGCCCCGGAAUACAUCCCCGGUCCAGUUGGCCGAGGACAAACCAGUUCCAGUGAUGCUGGCCGUCGGAAGAAGUGCCGCACCAGGCCGCCGGCAGCCAGCUCCCUGACCACGUCUGCCUCUCCUGGAUCUGCUGCCAUCCCGGUGGCAACCAGCAGGGGUCAGCAGGGCACAGGCCGCCGUAGAAAAACGGCAGGAGGCCGGUCAGGGCGAAGAAGGAGGUAUGACCAACAGAAGGGGUUAGAGCCUAAGCCCAGCUCACCAACCUUCUCCUCCUCUUCAUUUUUAUUUCCGUCUUCAGUCCCCUCCCCUUUUGUUUCAUCCCCAUUUCUUUUUAUGGGCUCCUCUGUUUUAUCGCCACACUUACUCACACCUGUAAGCCCAGCUCCACAUCCAUUUUCAGCUCCAGGCCUGGUUCAUCUGACCCCUCUGCUUCAGGCUCCAGCACAGGCUGUAGCCGCCUCAUCUCACCUGGAAAAAUUCUAUUGGUUGUAUAACUAUUAUGUAACAAAGUACUCUAAAAUGACCUAUGACGCCAAGUGCUUUACUGAGUACUGGUGUCAGGAGUUUUGGAACAGACAUUUAAAUGAAAUUAACUUAGCGAAACAGGGGAAGAAUGAGGAUAAUGAGGGUACUCAUUCAACCAAGAGGCGUAGGAUUGAUGAAGAUGAGUUCAUCUUUCCUAUUGAUGCACUGGAGCAGCUAAGUACCAUGCCCAGGGCUCAGGAGAUGGGUGUGGAAAUGGGCUAUCAGUCAGAUGCACAUAGCUACAUUUCCCUGUAGAUUCAGCACAUAAUUACACAAGAGUUGUCAUACAUACUUAGGAUAAGAUAAAAUACCAUGUAGUUCUAUAGCAUAAGGUACUAUAGGAUAAGAUUAUGAUAGGAUAAGGUUAAGAUUGUAUAUAAUAAGAUAGGACAAGUUAAGAUAGUCUUAACUUGUAUGCCAUUUUAUGUUUUACAAAGACAUGAUAAAUUACCAUAAGUUUAGGAUACGAUUAUAUAAGAUAACAUAGUAUAAGAAUAAGAUAGGAUUGCAUAGCAUAAGAUAAGAAAGAUAGGAUAAGAUAACAUAGAAUAAAAUUAAGAUAGGAUAGGUUACGGUAAGCUUAAGAUUGUAUAACAUAGGAUUAGAUUAAUUAUAAAUAAAGCAGUCCUCCUUAGAGGGGGGGUGGUGGAGGGAAUAUUUAAAAAAUAAAAAUAGGAUUAGUUAACAUAAGGUUAAGAUAAGAUUGUAUAACAUAGGAUUAGAUUAAUUAUAAAUAAAGCAGUCCUCCUUAGAGGGGGGGUGGUGGAGGGAAUAUUUAAGAAAUAAAAAUAGGGUUAGUUAACAUAAGGUUAAGAUAAGAUUGUAUAACAUAGGAUUAGAUUAAUUAUAAAUAAAGCAGUCCUCCUUAGAGGGGGGGUGGUGGAGGGAAUAUUUAAGAAAUAAAAAUAGGGUUAGUUAACAUAAGGUUAAGAUAAGAUUGUAUAACAUAGGAUUAGAUUAAUUAUAAAUAAAGCAGUCCUCCUCAGAGGGGGGUGGUGGAGGGAAUAUUUAAGAAAUAAAAAUAGGGUUAGUUAACAUAAGGUUAAGAUAAGAUUGUAUAACAUAGGAUUAGAUUAAUUAUAAAUAAAGCAGUCCUCCUCAGAGGGGGGGUGGUGGAGGGAAUAUUUAAGAAAUAAAAAUAGGAUCAGUUAACAUAAGGUAAAGAUAAGAUUGUAUAACAUAGGAUUAGAUUAAUUAUAAAUAAAGCAGUCCUCCUUAGAGGGGGGGUGGUGGAGGGAAUAUUUAAGAAAUAAAAAUAGGAUUAAUUCAGAAGGUUAAGAUAAGAUUGUAUAACAUAGGAUUAGAUUAAUUAUAAAUAAAGCAGUCCUCCUUAGAGGGGGGUUGGUGGAGGGAAUAUUUUAAGAAAUAAAAAUAGGAUCAGUUAACAUAAGGUUAAGAUAAGAUUGUAUAACAGGGCUACAGUGAAGAAAUCAAAAAUUUCAAGGCAGCAUGAAGGUAACGCACAAUCAGGGAUGUGCAAUUUCUGAGGCAUGUAUUCAAAAAAAGUAUUUUAAUUGUGUUUUAUGAUUCAUAUUUGACUUAGUUCAUGAAAUAAAAUGUUUUUUUCUACA
This is a messenger RNA of Brienomyrus brachyistius, 2821 nucleotides long. RefSeq lists its product as uncharacterized. The transcript is spliced from 3 exons. The coding region runs from base 648 to 1505 and encodes 285 amino acids. The record is from RefSeq and is a predicted model, not a curated record. Lineage: Eukaryota; Metazoa; Chordata; Actinopteri; Osteoglossiformes; Mormyridae.